AUGCUGCAGGGGAAGCUCCAGAGCCAGGAGGAUGAUUUCCGUCUCCAGAACAGCACUCUCUUGCGUGAGCUGGCCAAGAUCGAGGCACUGGAGGAGGAGAACCGGCAGCUGCGGAAUGGGGGGCCCCCAGCACCCCCCCGUGACCCCCUGGCCUCCGUGGAGCCCCCCCAUGAUGGGGCCACCGGUGACAGCGGGACACCUACAGAUGUCCCCCCGGAGCCCCCCAAGGAGGUGCAACUGGCAGAGGAGGGGGCCGGGGGCGACACUCCUGCCAGGGAACCCCCAGCACCCACUGCUCAGGCGGAGGUGGCCCAGCUGCAGGCAGAGGUGGCCAAGGAGCACGCGGCAGCCGCUCGUGCCCGGGCAGAGGAGCAGGCAGCCGCUCGUGCCCGGGCAGAGGAGCACCAGGCCGAGCUGGAGGGACGUGUGGGGGAGCUGCAGGCAGCGCUGGGGGAUGCUGAGCGGCAGCGGGAGCUGCAGGAGGCCGAGGGCCGGGCGCUGCGCCAGGGACGUGUGGGGGAGCUGCAGGCAGCGCUGGGGGAUGCUGAGCGGCAGCGGGAGCUGCAGGAGGCCGAGGGCCGGGCGCUGCGCCAGGAGCUGAAGGAUGUCCGGGAUGGGCAGCGCAUCCUGGAGAAGAAGGGCAGUGCUGCGAAGAGUGAGGGGCUGCUGCCGCCCGAGUUCCGCUCCUUCGCCGUCGACCCGCAGAUCACCUCGCUGGACGUGCUGCAGCACAUCCUGGCCCGCGCCUUCGACCUCCAGGGGAAGAAGAGCUUCUCCGUCAGCUUCGUGGCCCGCGACCCCCAGGGCCAGGAAACCUUCGUGCCGCUGCUAAGCGAUGGGGACCUGGCAGCCGCCUUCGCCUGCGCCCGGCCUGUCCUGCGCCUGCGCCUUGAUGUCCGGCCCCCCGCUGAAAGCCCGCUGCUGGAGGACUGGGACAUCAUCAGCCCCCGAGAGGUGGCAGCGGCAGAGCCCCUCCCCGAGCGCCGCUCGCUCCUGGCCGCAGCACUACCCUUCACCCAGGCCCUGCUGGCACAGGUGGGCCGGACACUGGCCCGGGCGCAGGCAGCCCUGCUGGCACUGGUGGGGGCGGCUGUGCGCAAGGACGUGGUGCGCACCGACCGGGGACACCCCUAUUUCGGGGGCCCCGAGGAGGGGCACCCCCACCUGGCUGCCUUGCAGGCUCUGCUCACCACCUUUGCCCUGGGCCACCCACGCCUCUCCUACUGCCAGGGCAUGUCGGAUGUGGCCGCCCCGCUGCUGGCCGUGCUGGACGAUGAGGCCCAGGCCUUCCUCUGCUUCUGCGCCCUCAUGCGUCGCCUCGGCCCUCGCUUCCGCCCUGGCGGCCGGGGGCUGGCCCGCGCCUUUGCCCACCUCCGACGCCUCCUGCGCCGUGCCGACCCCCCGUUCUGGGCCUUCCUGGCCGCCCGCGGUGCCCACGACCUGCUCUUCUGCUACCGUUGGCUGCUGCUGGAGCUCAAGCGGGAGUUCGCCUUUGAGGACGCCCUACGGGUGCUGGAGAUCACCUGGAGCUCGCUGCCGCCCGCCCCGCCGCCCCCCCCGGAUGAGGUGGACAGCGGUCGAGGUGGCCAUGAGGCCUGUGGGGAUGGCCAGGAGGGUCCCAGGAGAUCUAGUGACAUCCAAGAUGGUUCUAAAGCUUCCGUGGAUGGCCCAGAGGCUCCUGCAAGCUCCAUCGAUGACCAAGAGAAACCAAAGAGCUCCAGCAACGUCCAAGAGGGUGCCGAGAACUCCAGGAACAUCCAGAAGGAUCCUAAGAGCUUUGGGGAUGACCAAGAGGGUCUUGAGAGCUCCAGCAACGUCCAGGGUGGUUCCAAGAAAUCUGGGGGCAACCACGAGAAGCCUGAGGUCUUUGGGGAUGUCCAGCCUAGUCCUGACGGCUCCUGGAAUGACCAAGAGGAUCUGAAGAUCUCGCGGGACGUCCGCGGCAGUGCCAAGGUCCCUGGGGAUGGCCAGGGUGGCCUUAAGGCUUCCGGGGAGGUCCAAGGUGGUGCUAAGGUCCCCAGGGGCAUCCAAGAGGAUCCCAAAGUCUCCAGUGAUGGUGGCCAAGACCCUGAUGGUCCCAAGGACACCAGAGACGACCCCGAUGUCUCUAAGAAGGUUGACCAAGACCUUGGCGUUCCCAAGAAGAUCAAUGAAAGCGCCAACGCUUUCAGGGAGAUCGGAGAACAACCAAACAUCUACAAGGCGGUUUGUGGAGACCGUGAUGUAUCUAAGAAAGCUUGUGAAGGUCGCAAUAUCUCUAAGAAGGUACGUGAAGACUUGAAUACCCUGGAAAAGGUCAGCGAUGAUCACGGCGUUUCCAAGAGGACUGGGGGAGACCCUGACAUGCCCAAAGAGAUCGGCAAAGACCCCAAAGAGAUCGGCAAAGACCCCAAAGAGAUCAGCAAAGACCCCGAGGUCCACAAAGAGGUUGGUGACACCCUCAAAGAGAUUGACAACGCCCCCAACUCCCCCCAAGAGGUUGGUGAAGACCCCGGAGAGUAUGGACCAGUACAGCAUCUUGCCCAGGAUCUCUUUACUCGUGUGGCCUUGCAUUCUCCCAGUAUGGACCAGUAUGGACCGGGUGGGAAGUGGAGGUUCCCGGACGCCUGGGUCCCCAGCUUGGGCAGGGGUGGGGAGGGGCAGUACUAG
Nipponia nippon (crested ibis) is the source of this 2649-nucleotide messenger RNA. The record is from RefSeq and is a predicted model, not a curated record. Lineage: Eukaryota; Metazoa; Chordata; Aves; Pelecaniformes; Threskiornithidae.